Messenger RNA from Seriola dumerili (greater amberjack), 4273 nucleotides. Its product is annotated as paxillin-like. Bases 203 to 1783 code for a protein of 526 amino acids. NCBI's taxonomy places the organism in Eukaryota, Metazoa, Chordata, Actinopteri, Carangiformes, Carangidae. The transcript is spliced from 11 exons. Gene Ontology annotation, biological process: endothelial cell migration; substrate adhesion-dependent cell spreading; transforming growth factor beta receptor signaling pathway. The record is from RefSeq and is a predicted model, not a curated record.
GUAUGUGUGAGUGUGUUUGUGAGUGUGUUUGAGGCUCGUCGAGCAGCAGGGGGAACUUGAAAACUUCACUGCGUUCAGCGAGGGGAGAUCUGCUACCGGAGGUUUGGUGAUUAGGAGCUGAAAAGGCUGCUCACAGUCCAGCUGUGAUCGACAGAGGAGGACCGGUCCGGUUCUCAGCAUUGGUAACGAUUUCCGGCACAACAUGGAUGAUUUAGAUGCUUUGUUGGCGGACCUUGAGUCCACAACAUCCCACAUUUCCAAGCGCCCGCUCUUCCUGUCUGACGAGACCGCCUACUCCUUCCCUGUUGGGGAUCAGACCCAGCAAGACAUCUGCUCUCCACCUGCUCCCACUGAGCAAACCCUGAACGGACUAGAUGAAACAGAGUCCUUCAGCCCAGCUCAGAGAAGUCCCUGGUCUAGAGAUAGCAGCAGUCCAACCCAACCCGCUGGUGAAGAGGACCACGUAUACAGUUUUCCUAAUAAGCAGAAGAAUAGUGAGUCAUCAGCAGUUGCAAUGAACUCAUCUUUGGGCAGCAACCUGUCUGAGUUGGACCGCCUGCUGUUGGAGCUCAAUGCUGUCCAGCAAAGCACUCCUGCCUUCGCCACAGAAGAGGAAGCAGCUCCACCACUGCCUGCCAGCAGUAUCAUCCACCACAUCCACGAGAAUGGAGUCUCUACUGCUGGCAAGGCCGUACCACCUGUAAUGGAGAAGCCCAAACGCAGUGCGACAGCUCGUGGAAUAGAGGAUGUACGACCAAGUGUAGAGAGCCUCCUAGAUGAGCUGGAAAGUUCUGUGCCCUCACCCAUUCCCACACCUUUGGUGGUGUCAGACGAACCAACAGAUGGCCAAGAGGAAACACCAGCACAGCAGCAAGCCAGAAUGUCUGCCUCCUCUGCCACACGUGAGCUGGACGAGCUCAUGGCGUCACUGUCUGACUUUAAAGUCCAAAGCAAUAUCCAGUCCCAGGGAAAGACAUCUCCUACCGCGCCAAAACCAGCCAACAAGCUGGACAACAUGCUGGGAAGCCUGCAGUCAGACCUCAACAGACUCGGAGUCCAGACUGUGGCUAAGGGUGUCUGUGGAGCCUGCAAGAAACCCAUUGUUGGACAGGUGGUGACUGCCAUGGGCAGAACGUGGCACCCCGAGCACUUUGUGUGCACCCACUGCCAGGAGGAGAUAGGCUCCAGGAACUUCUUUGAGCGAGAUGGACAGCCUUACUGUGAGAAAGACUACCACAGCCUGUUCUCACCACGAUGCCACUACUGUAAUGGACCCAUACUGGAUAAAGUAGUGACUGCUUUGGACAAGACUUGGCAUCCAGAGCACUUUUUCUGUGCCCAGUGUGGAGCCUUUUUUGGACCAGAAGGUUUCCAUGAGAAGGAUGGGAAGGCGUUUUGCAGAAAGGACUACUUUGACAUGUUUGCCCCUAAAUGUGGUGGCUGUGCCCGUGCCAUCCUGGAGAACUACAUCUCUGCUCUCAACUCUCUGUGGCACCCUGAAUGCUUCGUCUGCAGGGAGUGCUUCACGCCAUUCAUAAACGGCAGCUUCUUCGACCACGAGGGCCAGCCGUACUGCGAGGCGCACUACCACGAGCGGCGCGGCUCGCUGUGCUCUGGCUGCCAGAAGCCCAUCACCGGCCGCUGCAUCACAGCCAUGGGCAAGAAGUUCCACCCGGAGCAUUUUGUGUGCGCUUUCUGCCUCAAGCAGCUUAACAAAGGCACCUUCAAGGAGCAGAAUGACAAGCCCUACUGCCACGGCUGCUUUGUUAAACUCUUCAGUUAGACUGCGUUUCUGUGUGUGAAUAUGUGUGUACACGUCUGCAGACGUUUAUUCUCGUGUCUAAAUGCACAUGUGGGUGUGUGUGCACUGGCGUGUCUCGCACGUAUGAGUCAGUGAGGUGGUUUUUAAGACAGAGGGUGUUAAUGCACUGGUGGAUAACAUCAGAAAGAUGGGAAACGACUGACUAUUGACUCUUGACACUGAAGGGACUUCCCUGGCUGUCCAACCUCUCAGGCUUGGCAUUUCACACUUUUGCUAAACAUUUUUAAGAGAGCCCAAAGAGAUUUUUAUUUAGAGGUUUAUUUCCCCUUGUGCGUGUGUACAUAUAGAUGCGUAUGAGAGAAGUUGCAGGACUUCCUCAGAGCUGUGUAAAUGAUUUUAUUCCCCUAUUGCAGGGCAAGACCUUGCACCAUGUGGUGGUUUUACAGUGUGCAGGUAUGAGACAGCUGCUUGAUUGCAUGGACCACAGAGAAUUGACUUCAUCAGUUUUGAAAUAUGUUGAGUGUUGAAUACCCAGUGCUUGGCCAAUGAGUGUUAAUCUAUGAAAAAGAUGUAUUUUUGUAGCUUUGGAAAUAAUUGGGGUGCCAUUUAAAAUAACCAUGACAACACUCCAUAUGUACAUGCACACAGACACACACUGGACUCCGUCUUCACAUCUUUAAAAUACCAGUUCAAACUCUCUGCACACUCCAACCACAGAUCUCUUGAUGAGACCGUCUUAAAGGUGCAUUUUACAAGUUACUGUCAUCAAGAUAUCAGUUCUUAUUUUUCUACUGUUUUACUAUUAAAAAAAAAACCCAGAUGUUUUCUCAGUUUCAGCAUGCAGUAAAUUCACGUGUGCUUGUGUAACUUCACUGUUUCCCAUUGGAAGUGAACUCAGUCAUUAGGAAAAUAACCUCACUGAACUUUUUUUUUUUUCAUGUCGCAACUUGAAACUUUGUUUUUACUUUACUACUGCAAAGUGUGUGUUGUCAAUUACAUUAAUAAUGUUCAAAUGAAAUAAAAACAUUUCAGCUAGUGAUGACAAAAAUAGGUCAAUCUGUACCGUGGUUAUAAAUGUUGAACUUUUGGUGCAGCUUUAGAUUUCUUUUUUUUUUAAAAAGCCAAAAAACAAAGUUGUUGAAAAUGAGAUUUACUGUUGUCAGAAGAAUAUUAUUCAGAAUAAAUGAUGCUUCAGUUCAACAUUUUUUUUCCAUAUUUUACUAUUGCUACUCUUGUGAAUUAAUCACUGUAUUAAAUCAAUUAAUGAGGCUUGUUCAUGAUUUAAAUUGAGUUGUGCAUUUGGAUUAGAAGCAUGCUACUUUUAUUGUGCAGUUUUAUCAGCCCUAGCUGCCACCAGUUGCUGUUACAAUCAGAAUCUAAAUUUAUAUAUGCUCGACUUUGUGACAGAACUGUGUUUUGUCACUGUUUUGAUUUAAAAAAAUAUAUAUAUUUUUGAGCUGUUCAGGCUCACACUGAUAUACAAAGAGCUGGCUCUAUUGGCAAGUAGGCUAACAAUAGUUUACCCUCCUAACACACACACACUCACUCUUUACCAGCUUGGAUUCCAGUGUGUCAGACUUCCAAGGAAACGCAGCCCUCUGGGUUUUUAUGAGUUGUGAACUAUGAUCCUGCUGUCUGAGUUGAUAUCGGUGCUUGGCUCACUGAUGGAAGAUAGAUAUUAUGUGUUACCUGGUCAGGAAUCAGAAUACGACACAAAGCCAGAGCCAAACCUUCAGCAAAAUUUAUGUAAUGACUCAUUUCGUCUUCAUUUUACUUAUAGACAUGACAUGAGACGUGUUUUUUGUUUUCCAGUAUUGCUCGUCUUUAAUUUUGAUCACUGGGUUUUCAAGGAAUUAAUACACAGUAUCCACAUUCAGAUUGUUUUUACUUAGAGAAAAUAUUUCUUGUGCUCUUGUGCCAAAUGUGUCAAUGCAAUAAUGUCGUACACACUGUGGAGUUUCAGCCUUUCCUGUGAUUUGACUCUUUCUGGGCUGAACUCUGGAAGAGGCUUCACCUGCUGUGGUGCAUCUUAACUCGAAAACUUUACACUGUAAUAGACAAAAACCCCUCUGUACUGAGUCAUUGAGUCAUUCAGCAGACGGUAUAGUGUAGCAGACUAAGAUUUACAGGUAGCAGGGGCAGUGCAGCUGUGGGAAAGACAUUUGCGCCUUCAUUUAAACUGUGUAUGCCUAAGAAAAUGAACAGGAAAUGUGAGUUAAUUUUGCCCCAUGUAUACUUAUCUUCUUACAGUACAUUGCCUUAUAGUUUUUGCUUCUGUCAAAGAAUUAAUGACAAAAAAGAAAUCAAAGCCUUUUACUGUUAAUGAGAUUACGUGAACUUUGCUUUGUAAAUGGAGACAUUCAUGUGAUCUUUUACCAUUUGAAUUUUCUCAUGAGCCACAAAUGGUUUUGGCUCUUUGUAUGGGUUGGUCCUGAUUACUGACUGAUUAAUAUAACUGCUGCAAAUAAAAUAAGUAUUUCUGGCAUUGUUCUGUCCAAGAGAAGUGUGACU